CUCAGCUGGGUAUCCUAGCUAUCGAGUGGUUAGUGAAUAGCGAUUUACUCGCCAUAUUUGUUGUUGUCGUUGAUGGGGGAGGCUGAGCCAUAAUUGACGGGGUAGGGUAAGACAGUUCACAAAAAAGUUUUUGUUUCUGAAAGAAAAUCUUGAGUGAAAUUAUCAAUAAUUUUAUGUGUAAAAUGAUCAGUGCUAUGUAAAUGAUAUGUUCUCUACAUGAAUUAUUGUAUACCCUCGGGUAGAUCAUUUAGGACCGAGGGGGGUAUUUUAGUACGGUUAUUUGUCGUAUUGUGCGAUUCCUCUGUGUGGGUCAAGGGGAUAGGGUGUUAAGAAGUUACUUAAUCCUGUGUUACGAAUUUUCUUUGUUGUGAAAGUGGCGGGCGCACGUAAUCUUCCGGGGGGUACGGCGGGGCCAGAGGGUGGUGAAGAUGCGGCUGCUAUGGGGGUGUUGGAUUGGGAAGAAGGUGAUCGGUUCAGUUUUGCUGAUUCCGAUCGUUUCGAAGAGGAUUCAAUGUGUAGUUGGAGCUCAGAACCAGAAAGUUUAUGCAAUAAUUGGAGAGGUUGGAAGAAACCAUCUUUAGGAAUUGGUUUCAACAAUAAAAAAAAUGUUGAAGAAACGAGUGGCGUAGCUUCAUUAACUGAAUUAACUGCAAGAUGUGUAGCAUCUCACAUACCAUUCGAAUUAGUGGAACAUAUAUAUCCACCAGUCCCCGAACAAUUACAAUUACGUAUUGCAUUUUGGAGUUUCCCAGAUAAUGAAGAAGAUAUUAGAUUAUAUUCAUGUUUAGCAAAUGGCUCAGCUGAUGAAUUUCAACGUGGUGAACACUUAUUUCGUACGCGAAGUGUUAAAGAUGCCUUGCAGAUAGGUUUUCAUUUGUCUGCAAGUGUUUGCCAACCAAGUACCACACUACAAGUACGAACAACUCAUAAUGUAGCGGUGACAUUUGAUCGUAGAAAAAUUUCAUCAUGUAAUUGUACAUGUACAUCACCAGCGUAUUGGUGCUCACAUGUGGUUGCAGUGUGCUUAUAUCGUAUACAUAUGCCGAAUUAUGUAACAUUACGUGCACCCGUAUCUGAAUCACUAUCACGUUUACAUCGAGAUCAAUUACAAAAGUUUGCUCAGUAUUUAAUCAGUGAACUUCCACAACAAAUAUUACCAACAGCCCAAAGAUUAUUAGACGAAUUACUUAGUUCGCAACCAUCAGCUAUCAACUCUGUAUGUGGAGCACCAGAUCCAACCGCUGGUGCUUCAGUAAAUGAUCAAACGUCUUGGUAUCUGGAUGAGAGGGCGUUACAUGAUAAUAUUAAGAAAAUCUUAAUCAAAUUUUGUGUACCAGCUCCAAUUGUUUUUAGUGAUGUAAAUUAUUUAAGCACAUCUGCACCUCCAGCUGCCGCGGAAUGGUCUUCAUUAUUAAGACCGUUGCGUGGACGAGAACCAGAAGGCAUGUGGAAUUUGUUAAGUAUAGUUCGAGAAAUGUUUAAACGAAACGAUAGAAAUGCAGUUCCGUUGUUGGAAAUCGUUACUGAAGAAUGUAUGGCUUGUGAACAAAUUUUGGUAUGGUGGUUUAAUACAAAAGUAGCAUUAGUAAAUGGCAGUUCUGGCCACGGUUCAGGUGGUGGGGGUAAACAUAGUAACGUCAACAGCAACAGUCAUGCAUCACAGCAUGCAUGUUCGUCAUUAUGUGAUGAAAUUGUUGUGCUAUGGCGUUUAGCAGCCUUAAACCCAGGAUUAGCACCCAACGAGCGUGAUCUCUUUCAUAAUCAAUUCACGAAUUGGCAUUUAAAAAUCAUCGAAAAAGUAACAAAGAGUAAAGCAGCGGCCACAACAAAUAAUCAUUCAAAUAAAUCCAGUGUACUGCGUGCAGAUAUUGAAGUAUUUUUAGGUUUUAAGCCAGCAAUUGAAGCAUGCUACUUAGAUUGGGAUGAUUAUCCAAUGCCUGGAAUUACAUACACUCAGGAUAAUAAUCCAAUGUAUCAUUGUCCGUUUACAUGUUUCCGUCAUACGGGUGACGCUAAAUCCGAUACAGUGACCCAAGUGAAUUCGAGUCAGGCCGUUUUAAAUCACCACACACAUCAUCACCAUCAUCAUCAUCAAUUUCAUCCGUUAUUGCCCGGACAUCCACAUGCAGCACGUCUUGGUUUAGUCGAUUUUAUGCGAUAUAAUAUGCCAAAUGGUACAAGAUCGAGUGUCAGUAGUGAAGGCUUUUGUGAAAACGAAGAUGAAGCUAACAUAUUGGUUGGACAAAGUGCUCGAUCUGCUGAUUCAGAUUCCCAAGAAGGUGGUGGAAGCGACGCGGCGAGUAGUAGUGGAGCUAGUAGUGCAGCUCAAUCAACACAACGAAAUCCUGAAGCAAAGCAAAAAUCUACAGUUAAAGCAACCCUGGGAAGUAGUAAAAAAUCACCGGAAACUGAAUCAGACGCUUCGCCCUCAGAAGAUGUUAAAGAAUGUUCUCGACGGCCUUCCAAGGAUGAAUCGUUAUCUUCAUCGAACUCAGAAUCACCACAAUCAGGCGAUGAGUACAAUGUUUAUUAUUACGAUCCAAAAGCAUCAGUUAACGAUGAAAAUGAUAAAGAAGGUAAAGAAAAUAAAUUAGUUGAAGAAUCACCUGAGAAAACGGACGUAUUUGCGAAUAUCAAACGAACGGAUGAUCCUUGGGAUGUAUUGUUUGCUCGAGCUGAAGGAUUAUAUGCUCACGGUCAUGGAAAAGAAGCAUGUUUGUUAGGUAUUCGAUUAGCUGAAGAACUGUUAGCAAAUCCACCAAAUCUAAUGAUAGAUAUACCUCCGUUACCGAAACGAAAGGGGAAAAAGCAGCAAGUGAAUCCUGCGUCACAUCAGUUAACCUGCUUAGCAUCGGCUACGCUAAGUAAAUGUUCAUUUAUUUGCACGGUUCUAGCAGAAAACGCUGAUUACUCACAUUUAGCUUUUCGUGUUGGUAUAUUUGCAUUAGAAUUGCCACGGCCGCCAGCAAGUACAAAACCGUUAGAAGUGAAAUUGGCGAAUCAAGAGCAGGAAAUUGUAACGUUAUUGAAACGAUUACAUCUGGGCCCAGAAGAGUUGAAAGUAAUUAGAAAUCGUGCCGAACAAUUACGUGAUGGUACACUCAAAUCACGUGGGGAAGCUAUGCUUCCAAUUAUGCUCGCUAGUUUUAUUUUUGAUUCACUGAUGACACCGACUAAAUGUGAUAUUCGAAAUAAAAUAUUUGAUACGAAUGGUCGUUACGUUACCGAUGAAGCACUCUGCUUUGAGGCUGCUGUUGCUGCAUUGGGACUUAAAGCAAAUGUUUCCGAAGCUGACCAUCCAUUGUUAUGUGAGGGAACAAGAAGACAACGAGGGGAAUUGGCUGUAACAUUAUUGGUGCAUUAUAAAGACGAUCCUUGUAAAAUAGCGAAAAUUAUGGAAAAAUUAUUGGACCGUGAAGUGCAUACACUUAUAAAAGGUCCGUUGCUAAGUUCAUAUUAUUCGAAUAAUCCACCUAUUCGAAGUCAGCUAAUUGGAAGACGACGUGGAGAAGGUGAACCUAUGCCAUCAGCGUUAUCAUUUAAACCACCUUGUGAUCCAAUUUCCCCAUGUGAUCCUAUAAUUGGUUUCCCAAGUCGACCACACAGUUCAACUAGUGCAGAAUUGGAUCAAAAUAUGGCCGGAUUAUCAAUUGGCAAUCCCACAUUACCAUCAACAUCUCAAACACCCGUUUUACAAGCUGGUCAAUCACGUACAAAAGAAUCUAGAUAUAAAGGAAAACGAGCGUAUCCCUCUAUUCCAAAUCAACCAUCAGAAGCCGGUGCUCAUUUUAUGAUUGAAUUGGCAAAAACCGUGCUAACCAAAGCUGGUGGGACCAGCAGUACAUCGUUAUUUACUCAGGCAUCAACAAGUCAAAACCAUUUAGGACCGCAUCGUGGCUUACAUAUGUGUGCUUUUCAAUUAGGACUAUACGCAUUAGGAUUACAUAACUGUGUCAGUCCAAAUUGGUUAAGCCGAACAUACUCGUCUCAUGUAUCAUGGAUUACGGGGCAAGCAAUGGAAAUUGGUGCACCAGCGAUAUCGUUCUUAAUAGACACUUGGGAAGGACAUUUAACACCACCAGAAGCUGUUAGUAUUGCGGAUCGAGCUUCCCGAGGAUGCGAUGCAAAUAUGAGUCGCGCGGCAGCAGAUUUAGCAUUAUCAUGCCUACCACAUGCGCAUGCAUUGAAUCCUGGUGAAAUUAAUCGUGCUAUAUUACAGUGUAAAGAACAGAGUGAUGUUAUGUUAGAAUAUUCCUGCUUAACCGUUGAAAACGCUGCAAAAGGUGGAGGAAUCAAUCCAGAAGUGUUGUUCAAUGUUGCGAGAUAUUGGUAUGAUUUAUAUAAGAGUCACACUCCGCCUGGAGAAUUACUUAUCGAUGAAGAGAUUCAUGAUCCAUUACAAUUGGAUACAAAUAACCCAAUGAUGGGAAUUAUGGAACAGCCAAAUCAACCACCUCCUAUGGAGAUGAUGCCACAAAUACAACCAAAUAUUCCACCACAAAGUCCACAAAUUCUAGCCGCAAAUUCCGCAGUUGUUGUAACAACAGCCCCACCUCCACCAUAUCAACACCCUCCGGCGACUACACUUGCUCCAAUCAAUGUCCCAAUGCCUUAUACAGUAGGUCCAUACAGUUUCACUGUACAAGGAAUUCAUCCGCAUCAUACUCAUCAUGUUGGGUUCGGUACACCUGUUCAUCCGCAUACAGUACAAUUACCUCCACCGCCCCAUGUUCAAAUGUAUGCAAUAGCACCAUCACAAUUCCAAUAUCCACCCCCACCACAUUCAACGAAUCAACAACCGUAUGGUGCACCACCAAAUCAGCCCGCACCGCAACCCCCACCUGUUGGUUAUGCCACAGCACCCCCGGGCGCAGCACAAUUUUAUCAAGGACCUAUGGUACGAUCUGUGUAUCCAAUGCCUGUACAAUCAGCCAGACCCGCUCAACCCGCUCCGCCGAGACAACCACAACAUUUUAGCCCGACACAAAUGAGAUAUUUAUUGGCUGUUUAUCGAGUGGGAAUGUUAGCGUUAGAAACCGCUGCACGACGAUUUUAUGAUGAUCGACAUCAAACGAAAUAUGACAAACAGCCGCUCGGUGAAGAUGUUAAAUGGCUUCUACGUAUUUCAAAACAUUUAGGCACACAUUACCUUCAUCAAUUAUGUGUGUGUGCAGUAAAUUCAAUUGCCAGUCCAUUUGUUUUGCAUGAUGUUGCAAUUGAAGCAGCUCAAUAUCUUGGACGAAAUAAUCCAACAUUAGUGAUGCAACAUUUACGAACAACUUUAACACCACUUGUUCAAAAAUGUCAACAAAUGUAUAUACAAUGUAUGCACCAGAAAUUAUAUCACUUAACAUCCAAUGAUUAUGAAGAUUUUGUGAAUGUUGUGUGUGCGGCAAGAUCUGCAUUCCAACUGACACCUGAAGGAAGUGCACAAUUUAAAGAAUGGCUUCAAUCGAUACGCAGAUCAAAAUCAUGUAAAAAAGAUUUAUGGGCACAAAUAAAUUCAGCACUACAAGCAAAUAGUAAAUGACAAAGGUCAGGCUUAGUAUCAACACAAUUUAGUGCAACAACAAACAUAAAUAGAGUGCCAUUAGAUAAC
This is a messenger RNA of Chrysoperla carnea, 5599 nucleotides long. RefSeq names its product zinc finger SWIM domain-containing protein 8 homolog (gene Dora). Gene Ontology annotation, cellular component: Cul2-RING ubiquitin ligase complex. Gene Ontology annotation, molecular function: zinc ion binding. The record is from RefSeq and is a predicted model, not a curated record. NCBI's taxonomy places the organism in Eukaryota, Metazoa, Arthropoda, Insecta, Neuroptera, Chrysopidae. The transcript has 9 exons. The coding region runs from base 440 to 5530 and encodes 1696 amino acids.